AUGUCUCGUGCCAACGAUACCGCCGCCAAGGUCUUCUAUAAAGGCUCAUCGGAUGACUUCAUCGUCUUCGUUGACGACCUCGAAGCCCUCAAAUCCUGGCGUUCUGAUCGUUCUAUUCCGCUCGUGAAUGUCAUAAAUGCUUAUAACAUAUUCGUGACUCAAAAAGGUGGUGCUCAAGGCAUUCUCAACGAAGCUAGCAAGGCUAUGCUUGAGAAUGAGUUCGGAUCUUCCGAUGACGAUGUCUGCAUAACCAAAAUUCUCGAGAAUGGUAGUUACCAGUCUUCCCUUGCCCGCGAGAGCCACGGUAAUACAAAUGUCAGCAACGGACCUGCUGGCGUGAAAUAA
Molecule: messenger RNA, 345 nt
Organism: Penicillium concentricum
Lineage: Eukaryota; Fungi; Ascomycota; Eurotiomycetes; Eurotiales; Aspergillaceae
Product: SBDS family protein
Exons: 3
Coding region: 1-345 (114 amino acids)
Source: RefSeq, a predicted model, not a curated record